Arctia plantaginis is the source of this 975-nucleotide messenger RNA. The record is from the annotation of a GenBank genome assembly. NCBI's taxonomy places the organism in Eukaryota, Metazoa, Arthropoda, Insecta, Lepidoptera, Erebidae.
AUGCCAGAUAAUUUCUGUUUCUCCAAACCCAACAAAAGCAAGAGGACUGUAUCGCCGAGCACAAUACUCAAGCGGGAGCAGAAGUGGUUGCGCAUGCUCAACAAUUGGGAGGCGUUCAUGAGCAAAAACUACAAGAAGGUUCGGGAGAGGUGUCGAAAAGGCAUACCGGCAUCAGUUCGUCCAAAGGCAUGGCUAUACUUGUGCGGCGGUCAGUUACUCCUCGAGAAGCAUCCGAACGAGUAUGAAGAACUUCUUCAGGCGCCGGGUGAUCCGAAAUGUAUGGAUGAUAUCAGAAAGGAUUUGCAUAGACAGUUCCCGUACCAUGAGAUGUUCAUCAGGGAAGAAGGGCUUGGUCAACAGGAGCUGUUCUCAGUCCUGAAAGCCUAUUCGGUGCUGAACCCGAAAGUGGGUUACUUCCAGGCACAGGCGCCUGUAGCAGCAUUCCUCCUCAUGCACAUGCCCGCUGUUCAAGCCUUCUGGUGCCUAGUCAGCAUAAGCGAUAAGUACCUAAGCGGGUAUUACAAUCCUGGACUGGAAGUGCUUCAACGUGACGGUGAUAUUCUGCACGCUCUACUCCGUCGCACAGCACCAGCAGUCCAUCGACACUUGGUCAAGCACAAAGUGGAACCGGUUCUGUACGCGACCGAGUGGUUCCUUUGCGCACUAACUCGCACACUGCCUUGGGAUAGUCUUCUACGGGUUUGGGAUUGCUUCUUGUGUGAAGGAGUCAAGGUUCUCUUCAAAGCGGCCCUCGUCGUUUUAGCUGGCGCAUUAGGACCAGCUAAGGUACGCAAACGAGCUGCUGGUCUGUGCGAGACGUUAGAGGUGCUGCGUCAUCCGCCAGAAGGUGUGCUAGGUGAAGAGUAUCUCAUGUACCACAUGCAGCGGCUCAACCUGACUGAGGAGGACUUCGAGUUCGAACACCAGCGUCAAACCGCAAGGCGGCGGGCAAUGCCUAAUAGAAGUGGCAGCUGA